GCAGUGGACGAAGGAUGGCCUGGCCCUGGGGAUGGGGCAGGGCCUGAAAGCCUGGCCCCGCUACAGGAUCAUCGGGGCCGCCGACUCGGGGCAGUACAACCUGGAGAUCAGUGAGGCCGAGCUUUCCGACGAUGCCUCGUACGAAUGCCAAGCCACGGAGGCUGCUCUGCGCUCGCGGCACGCCAGGCUGACCGUGCUGAACCCUCCCACGGUGACGCUCUCCAUCCAGCCGCAGACGGUGCAGGAAGGGGAGCGGGUGACCUUCACCUGUGUUGCCACUGCCAACCCCGAGAUCAAAGGCUACAGGUGGGCAAAGGGCGGCGUGGUCAUCGAGGAUGCCAGGGAGAGCAAGUACGAGACGCAGGUGGACUACACCUUCUUCACGGAGCCCGUCUCGUGCGAGGUGCACAACGACGUGGGAAGCACCAACGUCAGCACCCUGGUGGACGUGCACUUCGCGCCGCGCAUCGUGGUGGACCCGAAGCCCACAACCACCGACAUCGGCUCGGACGUGACGCUGACCUGCGUGUGGGCCGGGAACCCCCCGCUCACGCUCACCUGGACCAAGAAGGAAUCCAACAUGGUGCUCAGCAACAGCAACCAGCUGUACCUCAAGUCCGUCACGCAGGCGGAUGCCGGGCAGUACGUCUGCAAGGCCAUCGUGCCGCGGAUCGGGGUGGGCGAGCGCGAGGUCACCCUCUUCGUCAACGGUCCCCCCAUCAUCUCCAGCGACUCUGUCCAGUACGCGGUGCGCGGCAACCGGGGGAAGGUGGAGUGCUUCAUUGGGAGCACCCCGCUCCCGGACAAGAUUGCUUGGGGCUGGAAGGAGAAUUUCUUGGAGAUGGGGACCCUGGAACGGUACACGGUGGAGCGCAGCAACACCGGGAACGGCGUGCUCUCCACCCUGAGCAUCAGCAACGUGAUGGAGGUCGAUUUCCAGACGCGGUACAACUGCACAGCCUGGAACAGCUUUGGGCCCCGGACGGCCAUCAUCCAGCUGGAAGAGAAAGAGGUCCUGCCCGUGGGCAUCAUCGCCGGCACGACGAUCGGGGCGGGCAUCCUGCUCACCGUCUGCUUCGUGGCGCUGGCCUGCUUCCUGUACCGGCGGCGCAAAGGCAGCCGCAAGGACGUCACGCUGCGCAAGCUGGACAUCAAGGUGGAGACGGUGAACCGGGAGCCCCUCACGCUGCACGCGGACCGGGAGGAGGACACCGCCAGCGUCUCCACGGCGACGCGCGUCAUGAAGGCCAUCUACUCGUCCUUCAAGGACGAUGUGGACCUGAAGCAGGACCUGCGCUGCGACACUCUGGACACGCGGGAGGAGUACGAGCUGAAGGACCCCACGAACGGCUACUACAAUGUCCGCGCCCACGAGGACCGGCCCUCCUCCCGCACGGUCCUCUACGCCGACUACCGCAACCCCGGGGCGGCCCGCUAUGACGCCCGGCCCUCCUCCCGGCUCUCGCACGCCAGCGGCUACGCACAGCUCAGCGGCUACGGCCGGGGCGCGGCCCCCGAGUACAGCGGCGAGCCCGUCCCCGGACCGGCCCCGGGCGCCGCCACGGCCGAGACAGCCAGCCAGCUCUCCUACGAGAACUACGGCGGGCACCCGCCCUUCCCGGCCAGCGCCGGCUACGCCACCUACCACCUGGGCUACAGCCAGCCCCCGCCCCCCGCCCUGGACCGGGCCGCCUACGACGGCUACGACCCGCUGGGCACGUUCGCCUCGGCCACCCGCUUCUCCUACACCUCCUCGGACUACGGGCAGCGGCUCCAGCAGCGGAUGCAGACGCACGUCUGA
Molecule: messenger RNA, 1801 nt
Organism: Varanus komodoensis (Komodo dragon)
Lineage: Eukaryota; Metazoa; Chordata; Lepidosauria; Squamata; Varanidae
Gene: KIRREL1
Product: kirre like nephrin family adhesion molecule 1
Exons: 12
Coding region: 32-1801 (589 amino acids)
Biological process (GO): cell-cell adhesion
Cellular component (GO): cell-cell junction
Molecular function (GO): cell adhesion molecule binding
Source: RefSeq, a predicted model, not a curated record